Mesorhabditis spiculigera is the source of this 309-nucleotide messenger RNA. The record is from the annotation of a GenBank genome assembly. Lineage: Eukaryota; Metazoa; Nematoda; Chromadorea; Rhabditida; Rhabditidae.
AUGUCCGCGUCACCGAGGCCACAGCAUCCAUGCGGUGGGCAAAGCUUUGAUGACGAACUCGACGUCCAGGUCCGGAUGAAGUUCGCGCACGUGUGCGAUGGCGUCCAGCGUCUGAGCGGCAAAGCUCAUGUUUCCGGUGAUUCGGAUCCGGCUCUCGGUCUCGUGCGACGGAGUACGCCAUCGUUUCAGACUGAGGACUUGCUGCGCGAUGGGCACCAGUCGCGAUCCUGCCGGGGCCAGCGAACCGCCUGGGUCGAGCGCUCGAAGAGUGUCGCCCGAGCUCCUUCUCCAGUCGUGCGACCUGAUGGC